This is a messenger RNA of Chlorella variabilis, 483 nucleotides long. RefSeq lists its product as hypothetical. The transcript has 3 exons. The record is from RefSeq and is a predicted model, not a curated record. Lineage: Eukaryota; Viridiplantae; Chlorophyta; Trebouxiophyceae; Chlorellales; Chlorellaceae. Bases 1 to 483 code for a protein of 160 amino acids.
AUGGCAGGGCAGACGGGGGUCGAUAAGAAAACGUCUGUAGCGGCAGCCGCACUGGCAGCAGCCAAAGCGGCGGCCUCGGUGGCGGGCGCUAGCAGGGUGGGCACUGUCACGGUGACAGAGCAGCGGCGGUUUGCGGGGCAAACCAUCACUGUGAACAAGGAGGUGGCAAAGGACAGCAAGGAGGCGCAGCGGGCAGAGGCUGAGGCUGAGGCGGCGGCGGAGAAGAAGAAGGCGGGGCUGGACGCGGUGCUGGCCUCGCUGCAGCAGGCGAAAAAGGUGACUGUGCUCGACAAGUCGCGGGCUGACUGGAAGGAUUUCAAGAAGGCCGACGACACGAUUGACGAGGAGCUGGAGAUGCACAAGCGCAGCGGGGACCAGUACCUGGACAAGCAGGCCUUCCUGCAGCAGGCAGACCUGCGGGAGUAUGAGAAGGAGCGCGACCGGCGGCUGGCGUCUGAUGUGCGCAACAGAGGGAGGCUGUGA